AUGGGAGACGAGGAGAACGAGAAGAACGGCGGGCGGUACGAGGGCAUCGAGGACGAGGCGUCUGGCGGGACGAGUUCGCUCUCGACAGUCGCGCAUCGACCUGCUGUUCCUCCGCUCGCUUGCAUGCGUUACUCGCCUCGACCCUGCGUCAAUCAGGACAUUGUCGACGCUUUGAAGCCUCUGCGGGACUGGCGCUUCGCCGAGUACGGUUCUGGAAGUCCGGAAGGCAUCUCAUACGCUACUGCUAUCUCCGUCAUCAUCGCUUGCCCUUACAAGAUUCGUUCGGGCGAAGAGGCUCGCGCACUCUUCAAGGCGCGUUCCCGCCUGGUCCUCCCGCUCGACAGCUUGCUAAACUCCGUUCCCGUGCAGGUCGGCGGUAAGAUUGCGCUUCGUAUAGACGAGUUCCUCGAGACGGGACGGGUUAAGGAGGCCGACGACCUAGCACACAACUCUCGAUACCAGGCGCUCAAGUCACUUAUGACUGUGCACGGCGUCGGGCAUCACACGGCGAAGCAGCUGUACGAACAGGGUUAUCGCUCGGCGGAGGACAUGCGGAGAAGCGGCAAGUGGGAGAAAGAGUUCCGCUACCACGACGACAUACAGAUACCCAUCCCUAGAUCCGAGGUCGAAAGCAUAGAGCGCUUCGUCAAGCUGCAGCUCGACAGGAUACAGCGAGGCAGCCAUAUUGUUAUUACUGGAGGGUAUCGACGAGGGAAGGUCAUGUCAAACGACGUAGACUUGCUUAUUACCUUCCCGCAUCAAGACGGCAAGGAACGCGGGAUACUGCGCAAGCUGUGCCGUCGACUCGAAGCGAAGGGUCUUAUCCCUCCCGAUGGAAUUCUCUCCUUCAGUGAGCCCGCAACGCUGCGAUCCAUCAAGGAGAACAAGAAGGCGACCUCUUUCGACUCGCUCGACAAGGCGCUCGUCGUCUUCCGCCAUCCAGCAAACGGCACGACCCGAAAGCGCGACAUGUAUCGACGUGUCGACCUCAUCAUUUCGCGGUGGCCAAGCUUCGGCGCAGCAGUAAUGGGCUGGAGCGGGUCGACGCAGUUUGAGCGGGACUUGCGGAAGCAUGCUGAGAAGCUAGGCUACAAGUUCGACUCUGGCGGACUGCGCGUCCGCGGAACGCACGAAGUCGUGCCGACCAUGAUGGAGAAGGACGUCUUCCGGGCGCUCAAGCUGAAGUACAUCCGUACGUUCGAGUUCCCUGGAAGGUCGCGACCAGCGUAA
This is a messenger RNA of Rhodotorula toruloides NP11, 1230 nucleotides long. RefSeq names its product beta dna polymerase. NCBI's taxonomy places the organism in Eukaryota, Fungi, Basidiomycota, Microbotryomycetes, Sporidiobolales, Sporidiobolaceae. The transcript is spliced from 8 exons. Gene Ontology annotation, molecular function: DNA-directed DNA polymerase activity; DNA binding. The coding region runs from base 1 to 1230 and encodes 409 amino acids. Gene Ontology annotation, biological process: double-strand break repair via nonhomologous end joining. Gene Ontology annotation, cellular component: nucleus. The record is from RefSeq and is a predicted model, not a curated record.